AUGUUCCGUACAAUGAUAUCAGGGUCAAGGUUUGUGGGAAUGCGCCAGUCGAUGACAGUGUCUAGAACUAUGAUUCGAAGCUCGACUCCUGCAAGAACUGCCAUUUUGCAGAAUCUCCCACACAGACCAAUAACAACAUCUGCUACUUCUGCGAAUUCUCUCCGCACAAAAUCUCGUCCUCGAACCACAAACUUUACAUUUUCCUCGAAUCCUAAACCUUCCUCGGAAACAUUAUUUCAACGGCUUCACGCAAGGACAAACAGAUAUUUUCACAAUUCAAGGCCGAGGAGGGAUGGAGGGGCAAAGGCAGAAAAUCUAGGGGACGAAACAUCAUUAUCUGGGAGAAUGAAGAAAUUGAGUAGGGAAUAUGGGUGGAGCGUGGUAGGAGUUUAUAUAUUCUUGUCCGCCGCAGAUUUUCCCUUUUGCUAUUUAUUGGUUCGGACUUUAGGAACAGAUAGAAUUGGUGAAUGGGAGCACAUUAUUACCUCGAACAUCAAGAAAAUGAUACCCGAAUCUAUCAAAAAUGCCUGGCACGAAUGGCGAACCGCCAUGAAAAAAGCCGAACAUGAUAUAACUGGCUCAGACAAAAUCAACGACGGCGUAGAAAUGGCUGGAUGGGGCGUCGAGGAAGCCGAAGAGAGAAAUAAAAAAGAUGCAAGUCUUGGUACACAACUCGCUCUGGCAUAUGCUAUUCAUAAAUCCUUCAUUUUUAUUCGAGUGCCAUUAACAGCAGCCAUUACUCCAAAGGUUGUGAGGACUUUAAGGGGAUGGGGUUGGGAUAUAGGGAAGCGAACUUCGAAGGAGGAGAAGAAAAUAAGGGCAGCUCAUCAUGCUGCUAAACCUGCGAAGCCUGUUGCAUCGAGGGUAAAGAAGGUCUUUCAGACUAAAAAGAAGUCUUGA
Messenger RNA from Sclerotinia sclerotiorum 1980 UF-70, 900 nucleotides. RefSeq lists its product as hypothetical. The transcript has 2 exons. The record is from RefSeq and is a predicted model, not a curated record. Lineage: Eukaryota; Fungi; Ascomycota; Leotiomycetes; Helotiales; Sclerotiniaceae. Gene Ontology annotation, cellular component: mitochondrion. Bases 1 to 900 code for a protein of 299 amino acids.